GUUCGCUGUUGAGGUAUGCAUCUAAAAUUUGUGCUGCUAUUGGCCUGCCUGGGCCUCGCCAGGGCCGCCGAACAGGUGCGCUAUGACAACUACAAGCUGUACCAAGUGCAAGUCAAUCAUCUGCAAGACUCCCAACUGCUCCAUGAUAAUGAGCAAGUGCUGAAGCUCGAUACAUGGCGUGAGGCGCGCAAUCUGGGCGAGUUCUCGGACAUUAUGCUGCCGCCUCAGUACCAAGAGACGUUCGAAUCGCUGCUCAACCGCCACAACGUGAGCUAUAUUCUCAGGUUCGACAACGUGCAGCGGAUGUUCGACGCGCAGCGUCCAAGGCAACGAACGAGCUCGAUGGAGUGGACCCAGUAUCACACUCUGGACGAGAUCUACGCCUGGCUGGAUCAAAUCGAGAACCUUUACUCGCACCUUGUGACUCCAUUUACGAUUGGCAAGUCCUAUGAGGGUCGCCCCAUACGUGGCAUGAAGAUCUCCUACAAGCCAGGCAACAGCGCCGUCUUCAUCGAGUCGAACAUUCACGCACGUGAAUGGAUCACCUCGGCUACCAUCACAUACUUCAUCGAUGAGCUGCUCGUGCCGCGCAAUCCGGCGGUCAGAGACAUAGCGCAGACUGUGGACUGGUACAUAAUACCUGUGCUAAAUACGGACGGCUUUGUACAUUCACACGAAGUGGAACGUCUUUGGCGUAAAUCGCGUUUACCCUCCGAUCCCACAGGAAAAUGCAUAGGAACCGAUCUGAAUCGCAACUUCAAUUAUCGCUGGAUGCAGAUUGGCGCUUCUGCUGAUCCUUGCGAGCAAACUUAUGCUGGUCCCUACGCAGAGUCCGAUCCGGAAAUCAGUCAGCUGACGAGCUACAUAAACAACUCCAUACCCGAGGGCAGCAUUAAGAUCUAUAUAUCUCUGCAUUCCUUCGGCCAAUAUGUGCUCUCGCCCUGGGGCCAUACGGCUGAGGAGUUUCCCGAGCACUAUCCACAGAUGAUGGCUGUGGCCAAGGGAUUUGCCGAUGCUCUCCACAGGCGUAAUGGCACGGUGUUUACUUAUGGCUCCAGUGCUACGACUCUAUACGAAGUUUCUGGUUCUGGUAAGGAAUGGGCCUAUGCUGUGAAGAACAUUAUCAUACCCUACACCAUAGAGCUGCCUGACAAGGGCAAAUUCGGUUUCGCAUUGCCUCCCGAGUAUAUCAUACCCGUAUCACGUGAACUCACUGAGGGAUUUGUGGGCAUGAUACAGGCAGCUCGUGAAAUUGAUGUACUCUAAUAAAGCACGACUCCAAAACUGGGAAAAUACUUU
This is a messenger RNA of Drosophila navojoa, 1299 nucleotides long. Its product is annotated as zinc carboxypeptidase. Gene Ontology annotation, biological process: proteolysis. NCBI's taxonomy places the organism in Eukaryota, Metazoa, Arthropoda, Insecta, Diptera, Drosophilidae. The record is from RefSeq and is a predicted model, not a curated record. Gene Ontology annotation, molecular function: metallocarboxypeptidase activity; zinc ion binding.